Molecule: messenger RNA, 1896 nt
Organism: Schistosoma margrebowiei
Lineage: Eukaryota; Metazoa; Platyhelminthes; Trematoda; Strigeidida; Schistosomatidae
Source: the annotation of a GenBank genome assembly
CAAAAUCAUCUUCAAAUCUCUUAACAGUUUAAAGAGAAUUAUAUCUCAAAUUAAAAGAGGAAUCGUAGAGUUUUUGGGUUAGAUAAAGUUGGAAUAUUUUUCAUACUCGAUUACUCCAAGCUUACGAAAUAAGUGUCAUCAUGAUGAGAAAACUCAACUUGUAAAAUAUUUUCAUAACUAUUUGAACCAUGAUUCAACUGUUACACCAGCAUCAGGAUCAAAAUGAAACUCGUUCAUUGAAUUGAUCAAUGAUUUGGUAGUUGAACCCCUUAAUUCGGAUACUUGUACUAAAUUUUCUUGAAUUGACAACUUUUAUACCAUCACUUCGAUCAUUCUUAAUUGUGAUGCUUGAAAUUCUUUUUACUAAUGCUGCAAAAUAGAUUUGAACUGAUCUACUGAAAUUGACAUUCUGAUAAAACAAGCUAAUUCAUAAACUAAUCUAAAUAUUAACCCUGAAAUAUGUUCUGAAAAGAACUGUCAGUUGACCAAUUAAUUGACCAUCUUAAACAGAUGAAGCUUAAUCAAUAUUGAAGCUGGUUAUUUAUUAUUCAACAAUUUCUCGUUAUUUUCCAAUCCAUUAAAGGAACGUAGUUUCUUUCGACGUUUACUUAUGUCCUAUUGGUGUCCUAGACCUAUAAAUGGAGCUCAAAUGUUACUAGAAGAAUUAAAAUAUUCAUAUUGUUUCUCUACUGGAAUUGACAACUUGGACAAUCUACUUAAUGGAGGUUUAAGAACCAGUGAAAUUACAGAAAUAAUCGGUAAAUCUUCUAGUGGGAAAACUCAAUUCUGCCUUUCUGUAUGUGCUUCUGUACUUCGAAAUUAUAAAACUGUAUCCAUCAUCUAUCUGGAUACAAAAGGUGAUUUUAUUGCAGAUAGAUUACUAGAAUAUCUUAAAAAGCAAAAUCUCAAACACGCUAAUGUACCGACGAAUGCAGCAACAAAAGAUGAACAUGGAACUUCCAAUGUUCCAAACUAUGAUAUCAAACAAUGUCUGACUAGGAUUCGUUGUUGUUUAGUACCAACAUUUGGCCAUCUCAUUGAUUCACUCAUAACUAUACGAAUGCAUAUAGAUAAAGCACAACGUCAUAUACAUAGUUUAUCUACUCCUACUGAAGAAUUUUUCUCAAAUUGUAAACUUAUUAUUAUAGAUAGUUUAACAAUACCAUUUUUAUCGUGUAUGUCCACUUUACCACAAUUGGGUAUAUCACAACUUGCUCUUAUUAUAUCUGAACUACAACGUUUAUCUACAUUAUAUUAUUGUACUAUAUUAAUUACUAAUCAUGCACGAUCUCAAUUUAUUAAUUUUUUAAAUAAACAACAAUUUAAUCGAAAUUCAUUACCAUCAACUUCAAUUGGUUGCCUUGGUAUCAAUUGGUCAUUAAUACCGAAUCAUCGUAUUUUAUUUGAAUGUUUAACACAAUGGACAAACUCUCUAUCUUAUAAAAUUAAAGUUAAAUUAGUAAAUAAUAAUUUAAAUAAAAUAAAUAAACAAACAAAUCAUUAUAAUAAACAUCAAUGUAAUGCUGAAACAGUUUGGGAAUUUACUAUGUAAUGAUGAAUACUCUAACCUAUAUGAGAAGAUAAUAUAAACAAGUAAUGUUUAUUUGUUAUAACCAUAAACUUGAUUGUUUGUUUAUUUUGUUUAUUGACAGUUUUGACUUUUGCUCUUUCAUAUUUUAUUAAAAACUUCAACUUUUGUACUAAUACUAAUGAAAGAUUUAAUAUUAUUGUAAUGUGAGCUACUUAUAUUGAUAUAAGUAGUAUAAAACAAUAGUCAGAAAUAGAAUAUAUAUUUCAUUACAAAGCUGUACAAUCGCAAAUAUAUAUAUACUUAUUUUUACAGGAUGAUAAUAAACGUCUGUUAGAUAUGGUGACAGUGAGGUUAAAUAAACAAAG